AUGAUAUUUGGAGUUAAUUCAUCAGUUCUGAAUGAUUCAUUCUUUUUGACAUUUCUUGGCAGGUUGAGACAUUUCAUUGAUAUCAUCGAUCCUUCCACUUUGUUUGUGACGGAGAGUCGUUUAAAAGAAUGUAUCAAACUCCUGGAUGAUUUUAAACAAAGGAAUCUUCCUCCAGGAAUUACAGAUCACCAGCUCUGGGAGGCUCAGAAGGUGAAGCAGGCCAUCAUUCACCCCGAUACCGGUGAAAAACUCUUCAUGCCUUUCCGCAUGUCAGGCUAUGUGCCGUUUGGAACGCCAAUCGUUGUUGGUCUUCUCCUUCCAAACCAGACUUUGGCCUCUACUGUGCUCUGGCAGUGGCUCAACCAGAGUCACAAUGCUUGUGUGAACUACGCCAAUCGCAAUGCCACAAAGCCAACACCAACCUCAAAGUUUAUUCAGGGAUAUGUGGGAGCCGUCACCAGCGCUGUUUCUAUUGCAGUGGGACUGAAUGUACUUCUCGAGAAAUCCAGCAAAUAUAACCCUGCCACCAGGCUGUUGAUACAGAGGUUUAUCCCUUUCCCUGCUGUAGCCAGUGCGAACAUCUGUAACGUAGCUCUGAUGAGACACAAUGAGCUGUCUGAGGGAAUAGAUGUGUUAGACAGCAACGGGAAUGUAGUGGGAUCCUCACGGAUAGCUGCCAAACAUGCACUGAUAGAAACAGCACUAACGCGAGUAGCCCUACCACUGCCAAUCUUUGUCCUUCCACCAAUCAUAAUGGCCUUCUUGGAAAAGCUUCCUCUGAUGCAGGCCCAUCGCAGGAUGAUGCUGCCUGUGCACAGUUUAGUAUGUCUGGCAGUCUUUGGUCUGUCCUUGCCGCUGGCUAUCAGUCUCUUCCCACAGAUGUCAGAGAUCGAAGCAUCUCACCUUGAGCCGGAAAUUGCCAUGGCAACAGAUUGCAAGGUGCUGACUUACAACAAGGGACUGUGAUGAAAGACAGAGAAGUUUAAUCAGCUGUCUAAGAUUGCCAAGGACAUGUAGCAUAACAGGUGCAAACCGUAUUGAGGAGGAAAAUGCAUUCUGAGCAAUAGUAGCCAGCUAACCCUUUCCUUUACUGCUGAGCCAUUUAUCGGUUUUAUAGAAACUUGAUAAAGUAAUAAUUACAGUAUUUACUAUUUUACUGACAACUAUGACAGGGAGGAAACAAGGCCUUAUAUUACAUGAUUUUAUAUAUAUUAAUAAAUACAUUAAUGUUGAUCAAACAAAUUAU
Sinocyclocheilus grahami is the source of this 1246-nucleotide messenger RNA. RefSeq names its product sideroflexin 5b (gene sfxn5b). Gene Ontology annotation, cellular component: mitochondrial inner membrane. Gene Ontology annotation, molecular function: citrate transmembrane transporter activity; monoatomic ion transmembrane transporter activity. The transcript is spliced from 13 exons. Bases 1 to 966 code for a protein of 321 amino acids. Gene Ontology annotation, biological process: monoatomic ion transport; citrate transport; mitochondrial transmembrane transport. The record is from RefSeq and is a predicted model, not a curated record. Lineage: Eukaryota; Metazoa; Chordata; Actinopteri; Cypriniformes; Cyprinidae.